AUGGUUGGAAAAGUCAGCGAAAGGGUCCUCCUUCGGGAAGGCCUAGAGAGGACUGACAAUGGCAUGAAGCUGACACAAUGGCCUGAUGUAACUCCCAUCAAUCAGAAGAACUACUAUACAGAUUACAUGAAGCGCGAUGACCAAGUUCUUGCCCUUCGUCUUCAAAGCGAUGCGACACGCGAUCGACUAGUACAGAACGCCCGCGACCGAGACCGCGUUCUAUCCAAGACUGCCAAUGGUGAACUUCCGCUCCCUGUCGCAGAUCUACCCGACGAAGAUGGCGCCGCGACACCAUCGGCUGGCAUAGACCCCUCCAAAAUCAUUGUGAUUCACCCUGGUAGCCAGAACCUUCGCAUAGGCUUUGCGAGCGAUGCGCUCCCCAAAACGAUUCCCAUGACCUUAGCGACAAAGUUCCCCCAAACCGAAUCCGAAAUGUACGAGGCCCUCCCGCGACGACAGUUCGAGGCCAAGACCGUUGAUCAGCAAUAUGGCGAAGAGUGGUCAAAGAAGUACAACAAGAUGUGUAGUGACCUUAAAGUCGAGAUGCGAGCCAACAAGCGCAAGGUCUUGCCCAAUUCGAAAGAGCUUGUUCAGACAUUCAAUCGCCGUACAGAACCGGAAAUUAUCCAGAAGCACAACGACCCGCUUGAGAUUGAAUGGACCGAUAUCGAAACACUUGAAGACCCUGAAUCUUUAGCUUCGUGCUUCAUCGGACACCAGGCUGAGCGUGUCCCCGACGACUCGAACCCCAAAUUCAAGCUCUGGUGGCCGAUGCAGCUUGGGCAAUGGAACGAGGAUGGAUACACAAGCCAGGAACACAUGUUUGACGACUUCGAGACCUUGCUCGACCGGGCGUUGAGACAGGAUCUUGGCUUGAAGAAGAACAGCGAAUGGCAACAGUACAGUUGCGUCUUCGUCAUUCCCGAUUUAUACGACAAGAAAUAUGUCGAGCAAAUCUUACGAUCUUGCAUGACAUGGUUCGAAUUCUCUAAAGUCUGCUUUGUCCAGGAGGGCAUGGCCGCGACAUUUGGUGCUGGAUACACGCAAGCCUGCGUUGUUGAUGUGGGAGCCCAGAAGACAUCCGUCACCUGUGUGGAAGAUGGCCUUGUCAUGGAAGAUUCCAGGAUCAACCUCAAAUAUGGAGGUUAUGAUAUUACUGACACCUUCCUCAAGAUGAUGCUUUACGACAACUUCCCUUACCAGGACAUGAACUUGCGACGACGAUACGAUUUCCUUCUUGCCGAAGAGCUCAAGAUUAAGCACUGCACCAUGUCACAAGCAGAUAUUUCUGUCCAGCUCUACCAGUUUCACGUUCGUGCACCUAACGAGCCAACACGGAAAUACCAGUUCAAGACAUAUGACGAAGUUAUCUUGGCACCGAUGGGAGUGUACGAUCCCGCCAUCUUCGACAACAGCACCAAGUUGAGGGGACGACGCAAGUUGGUUGAGCGAUCUUAUAACGCCUAUGAUGUCGAUAUUCCCGAUGACCCUACCUCUGCAGCUCAACUAGCUAUCCUCGCCCUCGUCCAGCCAUCGAUAACAUCCAACGUCAACGGAUUUGCGCAGUCGCAGGCCGAUGUUUCAACGCCUAUGAAGGAGAAGGGCCCAUUCUUGUUUGGAAAGGACGGCCCCGCGAACGGAACCCCCAUGGGCUCUCAUGCUGGAUCUCCCGCUCCAGAGGGUGUUAACACACCGGCUCCCCCAUUUAUUUUUGGCGCAAAGGAUAAGGACGGCGUCAACGGAGGUAGCCCGGCCCCUAAUGGGGGAACUCCAGUUCCUGGAACAACGCAACCACCUGCAGGCAUGUUUGUCGAUGCCGCUGCCCGCACCGCCAAGUCCAUCGCUAUCGAACAAGAUGCCGUCCUACCAGUUGCCCCUCUCGAUAUCGCUAUUCUCACAAGUAUUCAGAACGCCGCUAAGAACGAUGAGAAGAAGUUGAGAGAUCUGCUGGGAAGUAUCAUGGUUAUCGGCGGUGGUGCCAAGAUUCCUCACUUCACAGUGGUGUUGGAAGAAAAGAUCAAGGCCCGACGACCUGACCUCAACGAUAGAAUUCUUGUCAGUCGAAGCGCAAGAGACAUGGACGAGCAAGUGGUCACCUGGAAGGGUGCCAGCGUCUUUGCUAAACUGUCUACCAACGACUCAUGGAUCACCCCCUUCGAGUUUGAGAGAUUGGGCUCCAGGACUCUUCACCACAAGGUGCUCUGGGCCUGGUAA
Messenger RNA from Fusarium coffeatum, 2214 nucleotides. RefSeq lists its product as uncharacterized. Gene Ontology annotation, cellular component: Ino80 complex. The record is from RefSeq and is a predicted model, not a curated record. The transcript has 3 exons. Bases 1 to 2214 code for a protein of 737 amino acids. Gene Ontology annotation, biological process: regulation of DNA-templated transcription; double-strand break repair. Lineage: Eukaryota; Fungi; Ascomycota; Sordariomycetes; Hypocreales; Nectriaceae.